AUGUUUAUAAAUCUUGCAAUGAGCUUCUUGAGUAGUUUGAUACAAAAAAAGCAACAUCUUCGGCCUUGUCAAACCACAGUAACUUCUCCAGAUGGCAGAGUUCACAAAGAGAUUAUUAAAGAUGGUAAAUGCGUGCACUUGCCACAGACAGAUUCAUUAGCACCUGGCUAUGUUGUUGAUACGAAUCCUGAUCUGCAGGUUGCUCUUGUAUUACCAGGUCUUUGCUGUGGCUCCCAGGAUGUUGUACAAGAUGCUAAUCUUCUUCAUAAUUAUGGAAUAACACACAUAUUAAGUUUAGGUGUGAGAGUUGAACAGUUUGAUGGUUUUGAGUAUAAAUUUGUUGAAGCUCUGGAUCUACCUGACACAGACAUUGUAUCAUUUUUAGAGCCAAGCUUUGAGUUUUUAAAAAAAGUGAAAGACAGUAAUGGAUGUGUGUUUAUUCACUGCAAUGCUGGUAUAUCUAGGUCUGCUACUCUUGUAAUAGCUUACCUCAUUAAAGAAUGUGGUAUGACAUUUACAGAAGCAUUUGCAUACUUGAAGGAGAGAAGGGAAGCAAUUAGACCAAAUGAUGGGUUCAUCAAACAACUUAAACAGUACGAAAAUUCAUUAAAAACCACAAUUUAAUAGUAUCAACAUUGAUAUAUUAUAUAAUAAUCUCCAGUGUAAAAACAAAUUUGGAAUGUGUGCAAAAAUAUAAAUAAUUAUAUAAUGUAUGUAUAUAUUAAGUACAUCAGUAUAAAUUAUCAGGUCCCCAGUGAAUUCAGUAUGAGCAAAUUCUUACAGUAUUAAAACCCCUUCAGAGUCUCCAAAUUAAAACAGCUUGUUAAAAAAGAAUUGAAAAGUUUAAAUAUUUUUUACAAAUAUACAUUUCAUAUACAUUUUCCAUUAUAGUUUGUACAUUCUUGUUACAUUGGCUAAGCCACUAAGCUGUGGAGUGGUACACGAUCACUUCUGCACCUUUGUUCAUUCUCCGUUUAAGGGUGUUUUUUUUUUUUUUUUAGGAAAAACAUUCUUCAUAAACACAUUUUGUUCAUUGGCAAUGAAUGCCAUAAAUCGACACUGUGAUGUUGUAGUACUGUGACUUUUAUGAUUACAAUAUCCUGAGUCAUCAAUAUCUUAAUGGUACAGGGUGUUAUAAGAUCUAAGCCUGCUGGAUAAAAUUACUCUCAACUUCAUGAUGGAAAUCCAUUUAGAAGUUAAAACUGUUGUGAUUCAAAUAAUUCCUUUAGGUCACAUUCAACUGAGAUUAUAUUACAGUGAUGAAGGUGCUGCUUGUGAUGCAUAAAUUUAUUUGGACUGAUUAGUUUUGACGAAAGCAGAGCAUCCUUGUACUUGAAUAACAGCAACAUAUUUUAAGUAAGCAGGGUUAUUUCAUCAACUCAGCAAGAGGUCUUAUGUUACUAAUACUCUACCAACAUAUGUAAAUGCCUAAAAAUAAAUGCUAUUAAUACUGAGCAUACACCAACAAGGAAUUUUCAUUCCUUACAUAAACUUAAGAAAACAAAAUUAGAUGCUGAACAUCACAGCAAACAAAAAUUAGGAAAGGUACUGCUUGCCUGUAGCUGAAUGAUGUAUGGCAUGUCCCCCCCGCCCCCACGAACACACACACACACACACACACACACACACACACACACACACACACACACACGUGUAUACAUAAAAUAAAAUAAAAAUAACUGAUAACUGAAUGGUAGUAAAAUCAAUGAACAAGUAUGUGUAGUGUUGUCCCACACCAGUCAGCUACAGGUAGAUGACAUUAUAAAGAAAUUUAAAUUUUGUCUGAACAUAAUGUGUGUGAUGUUUCUGUGCAGGUGGUAUGGAACAGACGUAAAGUAAGGAAUCUUAUAAUACAAUCCACUUUACAAGAAUGUUAUUUUCUUUCUGUAUUAAAUCAUAAUAUUUAACUUUGUGUGUUCAAGUAACAUAUUAUAUUGUGUUGUAAAUUAAGCCAUUGUGCAUGGAAUUAGUUAUCUGAGGAAUUUUCAUAUCAGCAAAUAUAAAUUUUAUUUACUGAGCUCUUGAAGGAAGACAUUGUUAACUGCAUUUGUCUUAUUUAUAAACAGAAAAAUUACAUGUUACAUGAAAAAUAAA
Schistocerca americana (American grasshopper) is the source of this 2094-nucleotide messenger RNA. It is a transcript of the gene Mkp, whose product is annotated as dual specificity protein phosphatase 19. Gene Ontology annotation, biological process: regulation of MAP kinase activity; protein dephosphorylation. The record is from RefSeq and is a predicted model, not a curated record. Gene Ontology annotation, molecular function: JUN kinase phosphatase activity. The transcript has a single exon. Lineage: Eukaryota; Metazoa; Arthropoda; Insecta; Orthoptera; Acrididae. Bases 1 to 624 code for a protein of 207 amino acids. Gene Ontology annotation, cellular component: cytoplasm.